Molecule: messenger RNA, 1072 nt
Organism: Cladocopium goreaui
Lineage: Eukaryota; Dinophyceae; Suessiales; Symbiodiniaceae
Source: the annotation of a GenBank genome assembly
AUUUGGUCACCGCAGUGGCCUCAGCGUUUGACGCCAUGAUGAUGCCAAAGAAGACCGACCUGAAAGGCUUCAAAGGCUUCGGUUUCGGCAGUGCGAAGCCGGGAGCAGCCGUUGCUCGGACGCCAGGGAAGCCGCAGGCGAAGGCAGCUGGUGGUGUCGCUGCGCUGUUCCAAGAGUCCAUGAACCGAGAGGAGAAAGAGAAGAAGAGCACUCUGCCCUCCUGGUCCAAAAUGACAGCCGAAGCAGCACAGGCGCAGAAACAGGCCGAGGCCAUGAUGACGGAGGAUCCCACCGUCUUUCAAUAUGACGAGGUCUUGGACGACAUCAAGGAGGAGCUUGGUGUGGAAUCUGUCGCAGAGAAGAUCCGUGCUGAUGGCUUGGAGCAGAAGAAGCGAGUGGGUCUGCAUGUUCCUGAUGGCGCGGAUGCUGUGAAGACUGGCAUCAAGCGAUCUGCCAAGUAUGUGGACAAAGUCAAGAUAGCCACAGAUAGAAGACGAGUGGAACAGCAGAUUGUUGAAGACCGGCUGCUGAAGAAAGAGAAAGAGGCGAGGAAAGACAGCGAAGUCUUUGUGACCGAAGCCUUCAAAGAGGAGCUGAAACGAAGAAAGAAGUUUGAAGAUGAAUUGGAAGCACAGGAGGAGAUGGACCAGAAGAACGCUGCUGAAAAGCAGGAGCAUGGCACUGGCUUCGCCUCCAUGUACCGAAAUCUUCUGAAUGGUGGCCUUGCAAGCAGUCGCGGUGGUGAGAAGGUCCGCGAGAUGAAGCCUGCAAGGGAAGACUUGGAGGAGGAAGCACCAAAGAUGGAGGUCAAGGACGAAGAGGACGAAAAGAUUAAGGAAGAACUCGCUCCAUUGGUCGAAAAGACUGAAGUGAAAGACGAAGCCAGUACUGAUCAGCCCGGUGUUCAGGAUGUUGCGGCAGCGCCUAAGGCACUGCUGGAAGAAGCCAAGGAGAAGAGGGAAGAGAAGGCUCUCAGCGCCAAAGAACGCUACCUCUUGCGAAAGAAAGGCCUGCUGGCUCCCGAAGAGUAGUGCUACCAAAGAAGCUGAAGUGCCAGCCGAGCAAAACAACA